AUGGUCUGGGGUUGUACUUCCGGGUAUAGACCGGAAGUUUCUCUAAAAGUUACUCUUCGGGAAUUUACGCGCUGUGGAGUCCCGUGGCUCCCUGAUCCUGGAGCUGUUAUGGGCAAAAGAGACCGAGUAGACCGCGACAAGAAGAAGUCCAAAAAGAGGCAAUAUGAGGAGGAAGAGGAAGACGAAGACGACUUGCCUGGGAACGACUCUCAGGAGGCGGUGCCCUCAGCGGCAGGGAAACAGGUGGAUGAGUCCGGCACCAAAGUGGAUGAGUAUGGAGCCAAGGACUACAGGCAGCAGAUGCCGCUGAAGGGCGACCAUACUUCCAGGCCCCUCUGGGUGGCUCCUGAUGGCCACAUUUUUCUGGAAGCCUUCUCUCCAGUUUACAAGUAUGCCCAAGACUUCCUGGUGGCAAUUGCAGAGCCAGUGUGCCGGCCUACUCAUGUCCAUGAAUACAAGCUAACUGCCUACUCCCUCUACGCAGCUGUCAGUGUUGGGCUGCAGACCAGCGACAUCACUGAGUACCUCAGAAAGCUCAGUAAGACUGGAGUCCCUGAUGGCAUCAUCCAGUUUAUUAAGUUGUGUACUGUCAGCUAUGGGAAAGUCAAGCUGGUCCUGAAGCACAAUAGGUACUUUGUUGAAAGUUCCCACCCUGAUGUCAUCCAGCAUCUUCUUCAAGACCCUGUGAUCCGUGAAUGUCGCUUGAGGAACGCGGAGGGGGAGGCUACGGAACUCAUCACAGAGACCUUCACAAGCAAAUCUGCUAUUUCCAAGACUGCAGAAGGCAGUGGUGGGCCUUCUACCUCCCAGGUGGUAGACCCACAGGCCAAAUCUGACAUCCCUAAAGACCUGUUUGAUUUUUAUGAGCAAAUGGACAAGGAUGAGGAAGAGGAAGAAGAGACCCAGACAGUCUCCUUUGAAGUCAAGCAGGAAAUGAUCGAGGAGCUGCAGAAGCGCUGCAUCUACUUAGAGUACCCUCUGCUGGCAGAAUAUGACUUCCGGAAUGAUUCUCUCAACCCUGACAUCAACAUUGACCUGAAGCCCACAGCCGUGCUCAGACCCUAUCAGGAGAAAAGCCUGCGGAAGAUGUUUGGAAAUGGGCGAGCACGCUCCGGAGUCAUCGUUCUUCCCUGUGGUGCUGGGAAGUCCCUGGUUGGUGUGACUGCUGCGUGUACUGUCAGAAAGCGCUGCCUGGUCCUGGGCAACUCGGCUGUGUCUGUGGAGCAGUGGAAAGCCCAGUUUAAGAUGUGGUCAACCAUCGAUGACAGCCAGAUCUGCCGCUUCACCUCGGAUGCCAAGGACAAGCCCAUUGGCUGCUCGAUUGCCAUUAGCACUUAUUCUAUGCUGGGCCACACCACCAAAAGGUCCUGGGAGGCUGAGAGAGUGAUGGAGUGGCUCAAAACCCAGGAGUGGGGCCUCAUGAUCCUUGACGAGGUGCACACCAUUCCAGCCAAGAUGUUCCGGCGGGUGCUGACCAUAGUGCAGGCCCACUGUAAGCUGGGUUUGACCGCAACCCUUGUUCGGGAAGACGACAAAAUCGUUGACUUAAAUUUCCUGAUUGGGCCCAAGCUUUACGAAGCCAACUGGAUGGAGCUGCAGAACAACGGGUACAUUGCCAAAGUCCAGUGUGCUGAGGUUUGGUGCCCGAUGUCUCCUGAGUUCUACCGGGAGUAUGUGGCAAUUAAAACUAAGAAGCGCAUCCUGCUGUACACCAUGAAUCCCAACAAGUUCAGAGCCUGCCAGUUUCUGAUCAAGUUCCAUGAGCGGAGGAAUGACAAGAUUAUUGUCUUUGCCGACAACGUAUUUGCCUUGAAGGAAUAUGCCGUUAGGUUGAACAAACCUUACAUCUAUGGGCCCACGUCCCAGGGAGAGAGGAUGCAGAUUCUCCAGAACUUCAAGCACAACCCCAAAAUCAACACCAUCUUCAUCUCCAAGGUCGGUGACACAUCCUUCGAUCUGCCAGAAGCGAACGUCCUCAUUCAGAUCUCCUCCCACGGUGGCUCCAGACGGCAGGAAGCCCAGAGACUGGGGCGCGUACUCCGAGCCAAAAAAGGGAUGGUUGCGGAGGAAUACAAUGCCUUUUUCUACUCGCUGGUGUCCCAGGAUACACAGGAAAUGGCUUAUUCUACCAAGCGACAGAGAUUUUUAGUAGACCAAGGUUACAGCUUUAAGGUGAUCACAAAGCUCGCUGGCAUGGAGGAAGAAGAGUUGUCAUUCUCCACCAAAGAGGAGCAGCAGCAGCUCCUGCAGAAGGUCCUGGCGGCCUCUGAUCUGGACGCAGAGGAAGAGGUGGUGGCUGGAGAGUUUGGCUCUAGAUCUGGCCAGGCAUCCCGAUGCUUUGGCACCAUGAGUUCCAUGUCUGGGGCAGAUGACACUGUGUAUAUGGAAUACCACUCUUCCCGAAGCAAAGUUCCCACCAAGCACGUGCACCCACUUUUCAAACGCUUUAGGAAGUGACACCCACCCUGCUACUCAGUUGAAGACUGGCUGCCUGGAUCAGGGUUGGAAAAAAGAGACUUCUCAGACUUUCUCUCCAAGUCUAUGUACUCUCCUACUGUUGAUCUAAUGCAACACCUAUUGACCGACUGCUGAGAAACUAUCAGUGUUACGGCUUUGGCACAGCCUUCGUGGGUUGCCCAAACUUUAAGAAGGAAAGAAAGACUUUUUUUGUUUGUUUGUUUCAUACUUUUUGAGAGUGGAUCAUUUCUGUAUAUAAAAGGUAUACCAUUUAA
This is a messenger RNA of Myodes glareolus (Bank vole), 2732 nucleotides long. It is a transcript of the gene Ercc3, whose product is annotated as ERCC excision repair 3, TFIIH core complex helicase subunit. The record is from RefSeq and is a predicted model, not a curated record. Gene Ontology annotation, molecular function: hydrolase activity; 3'-5' DNA helicase activity; DNA binding. NCBI's taxonomy places the organism in Eukaryota, Metazoa, Chordata, Mammalia, Rodentia, Cricetidae. Gene Ontology annotation, biological process: hair cell differentiation; transcription initiation at RNA polymerase II promoter; nucleotide-excision repair. Gene Ontology annotation, cellular component: transcription factor TFIIH holo complex; transcription preinitiation complex; nucleotide-excision repair factor 3 complex.